CAAGAAGGGGACCCCCAGUGAGCCUAUUAUUCCCAGGUUCCUCUCUUUUCCCACCUUUGUCACCACAGGGUGUCAGAGGUCAGCUGGAAGAGAACCCCCUUAAAAAAAAAGGAGGUGCGUGCCAGGAGUUGGGUGGGUUCGUGGCUAUAUAGCCCUGCUGCAGCAGUGGGCAGUCAGCGCAGACAUGGCACUGGCCCAGGAGCUGUACAGCUUCCCUGCCUCUAAGCUGGACUCCUUCGUGGCUCAGUGGCUGCAGCCAAGCAGGGAAUGGAAAGAAGAGGUGCUGGAGAGCGUGCAGGCGGUGGAGCAGUUCCUGAGGCAGGAGAACUUCCAUGGAGAACGGGGCCUGGCCCGAGACAUGCGGGUGCUGAAGGUGGUCAAGGUGGGCUCCUUCGGGAACGGCACGGUGCUCAGGAGUACCACAGACGUGGAACUGGUGGUGUUCCUGAGCUGUUUCCACAGCUUCCAGGAAGAGGCCAAGCACCACCAGGCUGUUCUGAGACUGAUCCAGAAAAGGAUAUCUUAUUGCCAGGACCUGCUGGACCUUGGGCUCAAUAACCUGAGUGUGAUUGAAGGAGUGCCCAGUGCUCUCUUCUUCACUCUCCGGACAAGGGAGACCUGGGAACCCAUCACUGUCACCAUCGUGCCUGCCUACAGAGCCCUGGGGCCUUCCUGUCCCAACUCUCAGUUACCCUCCGAGGUCUAUGUGAAUCUGAUCAAGGCUAAUGGGUACCCAGGAAACUUCUCCCCAUCAUUCAGCGAGCUACAGAGGAACUUCGUGAAACAUCGGCCAACGAAGCUGAAGAGCCUCCUGCGGCUGAUCAAACACUGGUACCAGCAGUAUGUGAGAGACAAGUGCCCCCGGGCCAACCUGCCUCCUCCCUAUGCCCUGGAGCUGCUAACUGUCUAUGCGUGGGAGGCAGGCACCCAGGAGGAUGCAAACUUCAGGCUGGAUGAAGGCCUCGCCACUGUGAUGGAGUUGCUCCAGGAUCAUGAACUCAUCUGCAUCUACUGGACCAAGUACUACACACUGGAGAACCCAGUCAUUCAGGCCUUCAUCAGAAGACAGCUCAAAAAAGAAAGGCCCAUCAUCCUGGACCCAGCAGACCCAACCCACAAUGUGGCGGAAGGGUACAGAUGGGACAUAGUUGCUCAGCGGGCCAACCAGUGUCUGAAGCAGGACUGUUGCUAUGACCACAGGGACACCCCGGUCCCCAGCUGGACUGUGAAGAGAGCACCGGAUAUCCAGGUGACAGUGGAGCAGUGGGGUCACCCCAAUCUAAUCUUCUGGGUGAACCCAUAUGAACCCAUAAAGAAACUUAAAGAGAAAAUCCGACUGAGCCGGGGCUACUCGGGCCUGCAGCGCCUGUCCUUUCAGGAGCCCGGCGGCCAGCGGCAGCUCAUCAGAAGCCAUUGUUCUCUUGCCUACUACGGGAUCUUCUCCAACACCCACAUCUGCCUGUUGGAAACCAUCUCCCCUGAGAUCCAGGUCUUUGUGAAGAACCCGGAUGGUGGGAGCCAUGCCUAUGCCAUCCACCCCCUCCACUUUGUCCUGAGCCUGAAACAGCAGAUUGAAGACAGGCAGGGCCUUCGAAGCCAGGAGCAGCAGCUGGAGUUCCAGGGCCAUGUCUUGGAGGACUGGUUUGACUUUAAAUCCUAUGGCAUCCAAGACAGUGUCACCCUCAUCCUGUCCAAGAAGAGGGAGGGGAGAGCUCCAUUCACACCCAGCUAGUUUCCUCUAUCGAUGUCUCUGUGCUUUCACUCACUGUCUUAUUCUUAGACUUAGCCCAGUGGUCCUCCUUUCUAGACCUCUGCUGGGAUGGUCCAAGUCUUGGUACCCAGCGAGUAGGGAACCAGGAGGGGUGUGAGAAGUCAUAUGAAAUCAGACAAUAGCUGGGCAUUCGGUGUGACAGUGGAAUUCUGCAGCCACCUGGGAGGCCAGACCAGGACUUCUUCGAUCUUCAUGGCCACACUGUCAGGACACGGGUCAGUAAAUGGCAGUCUCUCUAAUAAGCUACUCUCAUUUGUUCAGAGGAAGCCAAACAAGCUUCCCAACCAGUCACAGGGAUUGUAAUUGGUUGUCCCACCUCCAAGUUCCCCACACCAACAACCUCCAGGGUCUAUCUGAAGCCUUCCCCUGCCCCCCAACUCAAGUCAGCCUGCCUCUCACUAUCCAAGGCAAGGUAGGGCAUCACGUUCCUUUUAAACUGAGAAUAAACAGCCUUUGUUUCUUCA
Psammomys obesus (fat sand rat) is the source of this 2235-nucleotide messenger RNA. RefSeq names its product 2'-5'-oligoadenylate synthase-like protein 1. Lineage: Eukaryota; Metazoa; Chordata; Mammalia; Rodentia; Muridae. The record is from RefSeq and is a predicted model, not a curated record. The transcript has 6 exons. Bases 185 to 1732 code for a protein of 515 amino acids. Gene Ontology annotation, biological process: negative regulation of viral genome replication; defense response to virus; regulation of ribonuclease activity. Gene Ontology annotation, molecular function: nucleotidyltransferase activity; double-stranded RNA binding; protein binding. Gene Ontology annotation, cellular component: nucleoplasm; membrane; cytosol.